Volvox carteri f. nagariensis is the source of this 1416-nucleotide messenger RNA. RefSeq lists its product as uncharacterized. Gene Ontology annotation, cellular component: nucleus. The record is from RefSeq and is a predicted model, not a curated record. Gene Ontology annotation, molecular function: zinc ion binding; transcription coactivator activity; chromatin binding. Gene Ontology annotation, biological process: chromatin remodeling; regulation of transcription by RNA polymerase II. The annotation marks the transcript as partial. The transcript is spliced from 10 exons. NCBI's taxonomy places the organism in Eukaryota, Viridiplantae, Chlorophyta, Chlorophyceae, Chlamydomonadales, Volvocaceae.
UACCAUUGUAAUUACUGCCAAAAGGACAUAUCGCACGUACCGCGCAUCAAGUGCGCAGAGUGCAAAGACUUCGACCUUUGCCUGGAAUGCUUCUCACCCCACAAAAACACACACGACUACCAGGUGGUGGAGAACCUCUCCUUCCCAAUCUACCAUCCCGACUGGGGGGCGGAUGAGGAGAUCUUGUUACUGGAGGCGAUUGACAUUUAUGGUCUGGGUAACUGGCCGGGGGUUUCGGAGCACGUAGGUGGCAAGAACCCCGCUCAGUGCCGUCAGCACUACUUCGCGGUGUACAUUGACCAUGACAUGAUGCCGCUACCCAGGCCCACGCCGGAGAUGGCCCAGCUGCAUAAGAAAGAAGUCUGUCCCUGGCAAAGUCUCCUCACCCGUAUAUUUCCCCCCCCCCAUAUUCCCUUCCCGUCCGCCCGCCCGCUACUUCCCCCCCGCGGCGGGUCGUACGACGCUACCGGCUUCCAUCCCAAGCGCAUGGAGUUCGACCCCGAGUACGACAAUGACGCAGAGUGUAUCGUGGCGGAUAUGGAGUUCAGCGAGUACGACAACCCGGCGGAUGUACAACUGAAGCUGCAGAUGUUGAUGUUGUACAACAGGCGGCUGGACGAGCGUGAGCGGCGGCGUGCCUUUGUGUUGGAACGCAGUUUGCUCAACACCCGUGCAGCUCAGGCGGUGGAGAGGCGGCGAAACACACAGGAACGGGAUCUGUACGCCAGAAUGAGAGUGUUCGCACGAUACCAGUCCCAGUCGUCCCAUGACGAGCUUGUGGAGGGUCUGCUGCUCGAGGCCCGCAUGCGCACCCGCAUUGCUGAGCUGCGGGAGUACCGCCGGAACGGCAUUCGGACGUUUGUGGACGCGGAGGUGUACGACACUGAGAAGCGGCGCCAGAAGGCGGCGGCAGACGCCGCUGUUGCGGCGGCAAAUGCAGUGCAUGGGCAGCCGUACAGUGGGCCCGGGCGGGGCGCUGGGAAGGCUAGGGCCGCCGCGGCAGCGGCGGCUGCCGCCGCUGCCGCCGCGGCGGCGGCAGCCGCCGGAGGCGGCAUGAUGCAGCCGGGGUACGGCACUCCUUUGGGCGACGACGGACUUCAGCUGGCGCUGGCGGCCAAGCGGGGGGUACCUCUGGACAUCACCUGCAUGCCCGGGGUGGAGCUGCUGGGCUCCAGGGAGAGGGAGCUGUGUGCGGCGCAGCGCCUGCUGCCCUGCCACUACCUGGCCCUCAAGGACAUGCUGCUAAGGGACUGUGAGAAGAACGGAGCCAUCACAAAGGCAGAUGUGAGUGGCUCUCCCUUCCUCCCUUCCUCCCUCUCUCACUUUUCUCCACUUCUCUCUCCCUCUCCUUUUCUCCCUCCCUCCAGUGUAUGUGUGUGGAGGUAUUCAACUAGGCAUAUCUAUGUGGUUGGCUGA